GGCUCGUCGCGUUUAGACGGCGUCGUUCGUGGCUGCUCGUAAGUCUUUCGUGCUGUGUGAAGUGUCGAAUAUCUACGUCGCGCAAUGGCUGGCGGUAAGGCGGGCAAGGACUCUGGCAAGGCAAAGGCGAAGGCGGUCUCGCGUUCGGCUAGGGCCGGUCUGCAGUUCCCCGUAGGCAGAAUUCACAGGCAUUUGAAAAACAGAACCACGAGUCAUGGUCGGGUAGGCGCUACUGCGGCGGUCUACAGUGCGGCCAUUUUGGAAUACCUUACGGCCGAGGUGUUGGAGUUGGCGGGAAAUGCAUCAAAGGAUCUGAAAGUUAAACGUAUUACACCUAGACAUUUGCAACUCGCUAUUCGUGGUGAUGAAGAAUUAGAUAGUCUCAUUAAGGCAACUAUUGCAGGAGGAGGUGUUAUUCCACAUAUCCACAAAUCACUUAUUGGCAAGAAGGGUUCGCAGAAGCCAGCAUAAUUUAGCGAUAAUUGACAUUGAAUAUUUUAAGAUUCGUGGACAAACGGGAGGAGGAAAGAGUUGGUCCAGUGCUUGUUAACAAAGUGUACCUAGAUUACUAAAUUGAUGGCGAGACUGGCGUGAUAUAUACAUAGAUAUAUAUAUAGAUAUAUAAAUAAAACAGUAUAUUGAGAUAUAAUUUAAUAUAGAUAAAAAAAUAAGAGUUAAAGAAAGACAAAUGUUCAUUGACAAUUGACAAACGGACAAGACAGGGAGAGAGAAUGGAUUCUAGGCCGAGUGUAGGAAAUUUUAGUGUGUUGCGAGCGAUGCGUUAUAGCAUGGCUCGAGAUGACGGAAGUCUUUGGUAGUUUGCAACUUUUGAACAUUGUGAAAACAUCAGAGAACGUAUGAAAAUCUGUUCAAUUACCAUGUUUAAUUAUUUACAACUGUGAGCGAUUACUUUACCAAACCGCCAUCGUUGAACUUUUGUCUCAUUUUCGUUUUUAAAUCGCGUCAUGUACUUCUAAGAGGCAGGUUUUGUUAAUUUGCUUUCAAAUAACUCUCUCAUUUCACAAUCUCGUACAACAUACAUGAGUCCAGUUCAUUAUUUCAUAUGAAUUUAAUAUGAAUUUAAUGCUUUAUUAGUCUUCAUAUAUAUAUAUAUAUACGUUUGUGUCAGUAAAAUUACGCAGAUUAUGAACAGUUAAUCAACAGUUCCUUAUUGUUGAAUUUAU
Messenger RNA from Trachymyrmex septentrionalis, 1184 nucleotides. It is a transcript of the gene His2Av, whose product is annotated as histone H2A.V. The coding region runs from base 85 to 471 and encodes 128 amino acids. The transcript is spliced from 5 exons. Gene Ontology annotation, molecular function: protein heterodimerization activity; structural constituent of chromatin; DNA binding. NCBI's taxonomy places the organism in Eukaryota, Metazoa, Arthropoda, Insecta, Hymenoptera, Formicidae. The record is from RefSeq and is a predicted model, not a curated record. Gene Ontology annotation, cellular component: nucleosome.